AUGAGUGCCCAGGACAGAUACAGAUAUAAGGGUGACGACGAUGGCUUUGGACGGAAGAGUUCCACAGUGUGGACAGUCAGCAAGCCCAGUAAUGAUGAAAGGCAUUACCCGUAUAACGAAGCUAUUAAUUUGGCUGGUAACGGAAGGUACAGCAUCGGUCUAAUGGCAACGUUGAGUAUGGCGGCUUUGGCCAUGGCCAUCGACAUGUUCGGCUUCUCCGUCAUCGUGACAGGAGCCACCUGUGACUUCCAGUUGGACUUGAGUCAGACCAACAUUUUACUGUCUAUGCCAUUUGUCGGUCCAAUAGCAAUGGCGUAUCCAUGGGGCUACAUAGCGGAUACCAAGGGUCGGAAGACCAGCCUGCUGAUAGCCAUGUGGGGAAGUUUUAUCGUCUCCGUUGCCAGUGCCUUUGCCCCGAACUGGGUAUUCAUGGCUGUUAUGAAGUUCAUCAGUACAAGCUUCUGCAGUUGUGCUCAAUCAGUGACGUAUACACUCCUCGGUGAGAGCUCAUCGGAAACAUUUCGAGACUCAUACAUGCUCAUCAUGACAAGUGUGUUGGACUUCAGUUUAGCUGUUUACGUUGUUGCCGCCUAUUUCAUUCUCAAUCUCCCAUUCAGCUUGAACUUUGGCUUCAUAACGUUUACGCCAUGGCGUCUCUUGACUCUCGUCCUAGCGUUGCCUCUGGGCAUCAGCGCUAUGGGGAUGCAUUUCUUCUACGAAAGUCCCAAGUUCCUUGUCAACGCUGGCAGAACAGAGGAGGCAAUUGAAGUCCUAAAGAACAUUUGGUACAGGAAUGGAGGCUACGGUGGCAAGUAUGCUGUCAAAAAGAUAUUCUUAGAAGAAGAAGGAAAUGAAAAACACAAAGACCAAUCCUUACUCCAGUCUCUAUGGGAUCAGAUAGUACCUAUCUUCAAGCCUCCACUUUUGACGCGGAGUAUACAAUUGUAUUUCCUGACCGCUGUUAUUUAUAGCACGAACAACAGCUACUUCAUGUGGUUCCCAUUCCUGGCCGAGAAAUUCACAUCAGGUCUCACUUCCAACACUACUGAUGUGGAGCAAAUCGAUGGACUAUGCAACACCAUUGUCAGUGUGGCGGCAAAUGUUACAGUGCAUGCGAAAUGCUCAACAGCAAUGGAGGUGAGUCUGGUCUGGGCCAGCCUAGCCGAGGGUGUCUCCUUUGUGAUCGUGCUCUUGGCCAUAACCAAGUUCGCCCGGAGGAAGAAACUGCUGCUCACCAUUAUUCUAGUGGUCUCCUGCUUCUCAGCCAUCGGAGCUGUCACUGUGAUGGAAAACAUGAUCAGUUUCAUCCUGUUCUUCGGCUUACUGUUGAACGAGCUGUGCAUAGGAUUCAUAUUCUCAUAUUUUGUUGAUUUGUAUCCUACUUCUUAUCGUGGCAUGGCGGCGUGUCUGGGGGUGAUGGUCGCGAGGGCCAGCGCUCUGGGCGGAGUCAAUAUAUUAGGAGCCUUCAUGUUGUCACACUGCUCCAUAACAUUCUACGGUUGUGCCGCUAUGCUGUUUUGUGCCAUCUUAGUCACCAGCAUGCUGCCUCCAGACAAGAGAAAGAAAGAAAUAGGGCUGUGAAGAGAUUCAGUGGUAAUUAAUUAUGUUGCGCGCUUUGAAGCUAGUCGGAUCGACAUUAUUGUGUAUACUACGUUAGGAUAGUGAUAAUUAGAUUAGU
Molecule: messenger RNA, 1678 nt
Organism: Bombyx mandarina (wild silkworm)
Lineage: Eukaryota; Metazoa; Arthropoda; Insecta; Lepidoptera; Bombycidae
Product: synaptic vesicle 2-related protein
Biological process (GO): transmembrane transport
Cellular component (GO): membrane
Molecular function (GO): transmembrane transporter activity
Source: RefSeq, a predicted model, not a curated record